AACAAAAGCAUAAAAACAAACAAAUUUUCAGAGAUCUAAAAAACAAGUUGUGGUUCUAAUCAAAUCUCUCUCUACUUACACACUUCAAAACAAAAAAACCAGCAAAAUAAUCACAACAAUAUAUGGACACUUCCGUUCAUAUAUUACUCUCUCAUUGCCCCCUCCAAUUUAAAAAAAAAUCCACUUUGCUAUUUUUGCUAUAAUUAUAUAUUUUCUACAUGCAAUAUAUAGUGUAAUUGCACCAUAUAUAUUGUAUGUUUAUAUAUCUAUAUCUAUUUAAUUAUAGAUUGUGUAUCGAGUUUUUGAUUUUUGUUUCACUUUGAUUAUUAGUAGCUACUUUGAUUGGAUUGAUGCUAGCUGUGUCACCAUUUAUAAGCACUACAAUUACUAAUAAAGAUGAAAUCCAAGAACAAAUGGAGAGUUUCAACACCGACGAGUUCCCCGAUUUGCUCGGAACCAUUGAUUUCGACGAUCUUUUUGAUGAUGAUGUGUUGCCGGAUUUGGAGAUGGACUCGGAGCUUUUCGCCGAGUUUUCAGUUAGUACCGACGAAGAAUCGGAGAUAAACACCUCGAUUUGUAAAGGAAAAUCCGAGGAAAAUUCAAGAAAAGAUGAGGAAGAUAAGAACUCGGGUUCAGGUUCGGGUUUGGAUUCGAGUUUGAGUCCAAGAGGAGAGGAGAUUGUGAGUAAGAGAGAUAAAGGAAGAAAAUCAUCAUCUUCUUCAUCAUCAACACAAGCUAAAAGUAACAAUAAUACUCAUAAUAAUCAAGGCAAAAGAAAAGUUAAGGUGGAUUGGACGCCAGAAUUGCAUAGAAGAUUUGUGCAAGCAGUGGAGCAAUUAGGAGUGGAUAAGGCAGUCCCUUCAAGAAUUUUGGAGCUUAUGGGAAUUGAUUGUCUCACUCGUCAUAACAUUGCUAGCCAUCUUCAAAAAUAUAGAUCUCAUCGGAAACAUGUUCUGGCUCGUGAAGCGGAGGCAGCAACAUGGAAUCACAGACGGCAAAUAUAUGGAGCUGCCGGAGGAGGUGGUGGCGGCGGCGGUGUGAAGAGAGAAAUAACACCUUGGCAUGCACCUAUGAUGGGGUUUCCUCCGCCGAUGCACCACCAUUCCCCUCAUCCUCAUCCAAACUUUAGACCGUUGCAUGUAUGGGGUCAUCCUCAAAUGGAGCAACCGGUGAUGCACAUGUGGCCUAAACAACUAGCUCAUCCGCCUUCACAUCCACCGCCACCGCAUACAUGGCCUCCACAUCCACCACCAGACCCUUCAUAUUGGCACCAUCACCACCACCAGCAACGGGUUCAAAAUGGACUAAUUUCAGGAACUCAUUGCUAUCCACAGCCAGUGAUGCCACCAACGAGAUUUAGCACACCUCCUGUUCAUGGGAUCCCACCGCAUGCCAUGCAUAAAGUAGACCCGACGAGACAAUCUGGCACCAAUCCUCCUCCUUUCGACUUUCAUCCCUCAAACGAGAGUAUAGAUGCAGCCAUUGGAGAUGUUUUAGUGAAACCAUGGCUGCCACUUCCCCUCGGAUUAAAGCCACCGUCUCUUGACGGCGUCAUAGGAGAGCUACAACGGCAAGGAGUUGCAAAAAUACCACCCUCUUGUGCUUGAUUUUUUUCUCCCAAUUUUUGAACAUUCUUCCCAAAUUACUGCGGCUGUUCAUCAAUGGUGUUUUCCAGGAUCAACCAUGCACAAGGAGAAACAACAACAAAAAAAAUUUGACGACAUUUCUUCUCAGCAAGUUAUAUUUUUUUAGCUCAUGCUAAAAAAAAACCUUGUAUUAUAUUCUUGUUCUUAUAUUCUAUUGCAAGGACAAGUUUGUUUAAUGUCUACCGUUAAUAUGCAAUAAUAGUACUUUACUUUUUAUUUUUA
Mercurialis annua (annual mercury) is the source of this 1868-nucleotide messenger RNA. Its product is annotated as transcription activator GLK1-like. Gene Ontology annotation, molecular function: transcription cis-regulatory region binding; DNA-binding transcription factor activity. Gene Ontology annotation, biological process: positive regulation of DNA-templated transcription. Gene Ontology annotation, cellular component: nucleus. The coding region runs from base 351 to 1607 and encodes 418 amino acids. Lineage: Eukaryota; Viridiplantae; Streptophyta; Magnoliopsida; Malpighiales; Euphorbiaceae. The transcript has 6 exons. The record is from RefSeq and is a predicted model, not a curated record.